Molecule: messenger RNA, 1278 nt
Organism: Trichoderma asperellum CBS 433.97
Lineage: Eukaryota; Fungi; Ascomycota; Sordariomycetes; Hypocreales; Hypocreaceae
Source: RefSeq, a predicted model, not a curated record
AUGCCUUUUAACGAUGGCUCAGCCACAACCAGCGACAACGACAAGUCCACUGCAGGCAAUGCUGCGGCGCAGCAACCACUGCGGCCCCAUCCUCCCCCAAAUGGCGGCCUUACGGCUUGGAUCCAAGUGCUUGGAGCACAUUUUCUCUUUUUCAAUUCAUGGGGUCUCGUGAACUCCUUUGGCGUCUUUCAGACCUAUUAUCAGGAUGAUCUUCUGAAGUUGUCCAACGCUUCUGACAUCUCAUGGAUCGGAACCUUCCAGGCCUUCUUGCUUGUAGCACUUAGUGUCAUUGUAGGCCCAAUUUUUGACCGUGGCUACUCUCGAACACUCAUCAUCGUUGGUACAUUUUUCACCGUCUUCGGCACAAUGAUGCAAAGUUUGGGAACAACAUAUUAUCAGAUAUUUCUCGCACAAGGAUUAACCGUUGGCCUUGGCACUGGCUUUAUCUUUUUGCCCAGCGUGGCUAUUGUUACUACGUACUUCACAACUAAGCGAGCUCUAGCUAUUGGAAUUACUGCUUCCGGUGGCAGUUUGGGAAGCGUCAUAUAUCCUAUUGUUUUUGAGCGGCUCCAACCUAGAAUCGGCUUUCCUUGGGCUACCAGGGUUCUCGGGUUUAUUUCUCUGGCAACACUUAUAGUCAGUAUUGCGGUGAUGAGAACGCGUCUGCCUCCGCCUAAACAAGCCCGUGCAUUGCUCGAUCUACACGCUUUUCAGAGCAUUCCGUAUUCCUUUUACAGUCUUGGUCUCUUCCUGUCUUUCGCAGGUUUAUACAUACCGAUAUUCUACAUUAUUAUUUGGGCGCAGCGACAUGCAAACGUUGAUUCCACAUUAUCAUUCUAUCUUUUGGCGAUCUUAAACGCAUCUUCAAUCUUCGGAAGAAUAAUUCCCGGCCUCAUAGCUGAUAAGUAUGGGUCAUUAGAAACGGCUAUUGCCUGUACCUUGGUCGCCGGCACCCUUGGAUAUGUCGCAAUUGUUAUCAAGAACUUAGGCGGUCUCCUUGUAUUUGCCAUAUUAUACGGUUUUGUUUCUGGGGCAGUUGUCUCGCUGCCCUCUGCCAUUGUUGCUUCCCUAACACCCGAUAUGAAAUUGGUCGGCACGUGGAUGGGACAGUCAUUUUUCCUUGCGGCACUUGGUGUCUUAAUCGGUAGCCCUAUUGCUGGAACUAGUAUCAAUGUCCCCGAAAAUAAGUUCUCCGACGGAUUUAUCUUUUCUGCCACCCUUGUUAUGGCUGCUGGCGUGUCUUAUUGCCUAGCCAAGGCGCUGAAAACUAAAGAGUAG